CUUAAUAUAUAUUAUGUUUGUGCGUGAUAUCAGUUUAUUCUGAAAAGAUAUGGUGUUUAAGAUAAUCUACGGAGCGAGAUAGUUUAUAAUUAAUUGGAAUCCUUCAAGAUGAUGCGAGUACUACCGGAAGGUAUGCAGUUGGGCGUAGCUUCAGCUGCAUAUCAAAUCGAGGGUGGUUGGAAUGUCACAGGUAAAUUAUUAUUAUUGUUAUAUAAAACGUGGACAAAUAAGCAUAUCCUAUUAUUGACCUGCCUGUGGGCGAGACACCAAUGCCACCACCGUUACUUAUAUACCGACACGAUACUGGAGAAUUAUUCUAGCGUGGGGGGUAAUCUUAUAACACAGAAAUUGUUUAUUUUUAACGACAAUUAUCUGUCCACUAUUCUCUUAUUAUUGUUCAAAUUUGACUAUAACAAAACUGGGGUUGCAGAUUUGAUUCCCAGUCGAAUGAAGGCAGGGACGAAACAAUUGAGCGGAAGAUUAAAGUUUUUCCUUCCGAUCAUUUCUACUUUUUUUAAGUUUAUCUAUUUUUUUAUUUAUUAAUCAUAUUAGGUACCUACUUACCAACUUUUCAGACAAAUCAUUAAGCAUAUGGGACACAUUCGGCGACAUACCCGGCACAAUCGCAGACAACACGACAGCUAAAGACGCAUGCAAAUCCUACGAAUACUACAAGAGAGAUGUCGCUAUGUUACACUUUUUAGGCGUCAUGUUCUACCGAUUCUCUAUAUCGUGGCCGCGGGUCCUGCCAAACGGAUUCGCCAAUAAAAUAAGCAAAGACGGUGCCGCGUAUUACAAUAAUUUGAUCGACGAACUUUUAGCUAAUGGUAUCACACCAGUUGUGACGAUGUACCAUUGGGAUUUGCCUCAGAAUCUCCAGGAUUUAGGCGGUUGGACAAAUCCUCUCAUAGCUGAUUGGUUUGAAGAUUACGCUCGUGUUCUGUUCGACCUUUAUGGGGACAGGGUAAAGACAUGGAUCACGUUGAAUGAGCCGAAGCAAAUCGGCCUCUAUGGUUACGGGACGAGAAGAUUUGCGCCAGGAAUAAACGCGCAUGGCAUCGGCGAGUAUUUGAGUGCGAAGAAUAUGCUUAUGGCGCACGCGAGGGCUUGGCAUCUGUAUGACAAAGAGUACAGGGCCAAAGAAAACGGUACCAUUGGGAUAACAAUAGCUACAGAUUUUCGCGAAGGCCAGACAGAUGAACCAGAAGAUAUCCAAGCCGGCUUAGACGCCAUGGAUUUCGAAGUCGGCCUCUACAGUCACCCGAUAUUCACUGAUAAAGGUGGGUUUCCAGAGAGAGUAGUGAAAUUGGUAGAAGAGAAGAGUAAGCAGCAGGGAUACCCACAGAGUAGAUUGCCAGAGUUCAGUAAGGAUGAAAUCGAAUUUGUCAAAGGGACGAGUGAUUUCUACGGCUUUAAUCAUUACUCCACGAAGUUUUACACGCGCAAGACUUAUAAGGAAGGAAUGUAUCCCGUACCAUCGUACGACGAUGACCUCGGAGCUGUGUGGUCACUGCUAGACUACGAAGUUGCCAUCCUACCGCAUUGCACUGCUAUUCCUCAAGGUAUAAGGAAAGCUCUGAAAUGGGUCAAGGACAACUGCAACAAUCCGCCCAUAAUGAUAACAGAGAACGGUUUUGGCACUCUCGCUGGCUUGUAUGACGAAGAGAGAAUAUCUUAUCUUAUAAAAUAUAUGGACUCCAUAUUGGACGCUGUGGAGGUAGAUGGAUGUAACGUCCUUUGUUACACUCUGUGGAGUAUCAUGGAUAACUUUGAAUGGAGCAGCGGGUUAAGUAUAAAAUUUGGAAUAUUCGAGGUCGACUAUGAAGACGAUGCAAGGCCGAGGAAGGCUAGGCAAUCGGCGUUAUGGUACAAGGACUUAGUGGCCACGCGCACUCUUAAGCCGGAAUAUAGACCUUUUGUGGAUAAUAUGGUGUUUUGAAAACAAAAUAGGUAGUAAGAAAAAAUUAUGUUAGAGAAAUUGUUAUUAAUUGUCUUGGGGUUGAUAGGCGGUAACAAUUUUUUUUUAGACGUUUUGAAAUUGGGAAUGCACCAGCAUCAAUUUGUAAAUAUCAUUUUGAUUUAGUCCUUGUGAUAGAUACAUAACAGUAGGUAUUGCUUAAAGCUUUUAAGCGUGUAAAAAGAAAGAAAUUUGAUAUAAUUGUCCUCGUAAAUUUUACAAUUAUUUGUUAUUUGAUGUUAAGAAUCUAAUUAGUCAAUAUGAUUAUUUAUUUAUUUACUAUAUUUAAUUGUCUUAUAUAUUUUUGUAUCCAUGUUUUAUAUAUAAUUUUAAAACCAAUAUCUUAUGACGUAGCUUAUAUUAAGAGGGUAUGUUGAUAAAUAAAAAUAAUUUUAUAAUAUUGCAUAAAAAUGUAUUAUUUUGAAAUAAUUCAGUCAUUUAACAAGGCACCAACACGAUUAGAUAUAAAAACAUUGUUAACAUAAUAAGGCAUAAUUAUGGAAGACAUUAUAUUCAUUAAAGUUUAUCUUCUAAUAAUUUAUAAAAUGCAUUUUUGUGAAAGUUACCUUUUAAGGGCAAAAAUAUCAAUUUAAUUACUAUGACAAAUUACUUCACAGUAUCAUUUAAAAAAUAAUAUACACUAA
Molecule: messenger RNA, 2601 nt
Organism: Chilo suppressalis (striped riceborer)
Lineage: Eukaryota; Metazoa; Arthropoda; Insecta; Lepidoptera; Crambidae
Source: the annotation of a GenBank genome assembly